Molecule: messenger RNA, 228 nt
Organism: Entrophospora sp. SA101
Lineage: Eukaryota; Fungi; Glomeromycota; Glomeromycetes; Entrophosporales; Entrophosporaceae
Source: the annotation of a GenBank genome assembly
UUCCUCUUGACUCUGCAUCUAAAAGCGAAAUUACAUUAGACACUGACACUAUCUGCAUAUACCUUCCUCCUUCACCAGGAGGUUAUAUUUCUGACCACGAAGACGAUGCUAAACCAUUCUGUAAUACAAAUAAACCCCCAGGAGUAAAGGGUCACGUCGAUAUUAUCCCUGACGGACUUCUUGCAUCAUCACAUUUCAAAUCUGGAGAUGGAUUCGUUCAAUAUACUG